Messenger RNA from Mizuhopecten yessoensis (Yesso scallop), 1279 nucleotides. RefSeq lists its product as uncharacterized. The record is from RefSeq and is a predicted model, not a curated record. Gene Ontology annotation, biological process: G protein-coupled receptor signaling pathway. The transcript is spliced from 5 exons. Lineage: Eukaryota; Metazoa; Mollusca; Bivalvia; Pectinida; Pectinidae. Gene Ontology annotation, molecular function: G protein-coupled receptor activity. Gene Ontology annotation, cellular component: membrane. Bases 14 to 1135 code for a protein of 373 amino acids.
CACUACUACGACAAUGACAGCACCAUUGUUUGUCUACAACACCACCGCCAACAGUACCUGGGUAGAAUACGAUGUGGAGUAUGAAAUGGCCCCAAACAGAAUCAUGGAGAUACAAGCGCGCUUCAUUCCUAUCAUCCUCGUAGCUAUUCCUGCCAACCUAGGCAUUAUUGCAAUAAUCCUGAGUACCAAGACCUUGAGGACUAAAGCCUUCUUCCUGGGCGUUCUCAGCAUCAGUGUGUUCGACCUGUGUAAUGGCAUGUUUGUGCUUCCGAUGUCUCUGGAACAUCAACUUCACUGGAAUGAAUGGCCCCAUGGCGAGAGUGUGUGUAUCAUUUUCCAAGUCAUAGCUAUCAGUAAAACCUAUAUGUCUGCUCUAAUGACCACCGUGCUGUGUUUUGAACGUCUGCUGGCAAAACUACAAUCAGUUGCAACUAUUGAUGGACAAAAGGUAACGACGUUGUCAAGGGUUCUGAUAGCGCUUCCUUGGUGUAUUGGUAUUCUGGUAUGUGUGCCUCUCAUUAUGAUGAAUCGGGAGGAUAUGUCGAACCACUUCACACACGAUGAAUAUUGUUUGUUCGUGCUGGAGAAUGAUUUUCACCUUUCCAUACUUGUCAUGUACCUGAUACCACUCGGCCUACUGGUCCUGGUACCCAUAGCUAUGAUGGUAGUUUACAAGUACAAGAAGUCGGACUGGAAUCGUUUAUCUGCGGAAACUGUCGAACCGGAAGCUGUCAGUCUCACCUAUCGGGCGUCGGACAGCUCCAUAUCACAACUAGCAACGGGAACAGGACUGACCGAAAUGUCUACCACCGAUCUGCCGAUGACGACGUCGAUGUUUGGUUACAAUACCACCGUCAAUAGUACUUGGACAGUGGAACCACGUAAUUGGAGCCGUUGGGCGAACGAGGAUAGUUUCGCGAAGGAGAUGAAAGCGCGCUUUAUCCCUAUCAUCCUAGUAGCUGUUCCCGCCAACCUAGGCAUUAUUGCGAUAAUCCUUAGUAACAAGAGAUUGAGGACACAUGCCUUCUUCUUGGGCAUUCUCAGCAUCAGUGUAUUUGAUCUGUGCCAUGGCGUGUUUGUGAUCCCGAUGGGUCUGGAGCACAUGAUAGAACAGCCAUCUUCAGUGGAGGAUUAGUGGUAUAUAACGUCACAAAUAUGACGUUAUAAGUGAUGACGUCAACUCGUGGGUCAUGGCGUCUACAGUCUACUGAAUGUCAUCCGAAAUUGGAAGGGCUAUAGUGUAGCAGUGCCAUCGAGUUAUAAAUACAAUGUAUUACGC